This is a messenger RNA of Beta vulgaris subsp. vulgaris (sugar beet), 1296 nucleotides long. RefSeq lists its product as uncharacterized. The coding region runs from base 580 to 1062 and encodes 160 amino acids. The record is from RefSeq and is a predicted model, not a curated record. Lineage: Eukaryota; Viridiplantae; Streptophyta; Magnoliopsida; Caryophyllales; Amaranthaceae. The transcript is spliced from 7 exons.
AACAAGGAGCAAGAGUAUUUCAAUAGGAUUUGUUCCAUACUCUAAAGACAUUUUCAAUUUUGUCCCUACUUUGAACUCCCUGACCCUCGCAUAGUCGCAUACUCGCAUACUCGCAUCCAUCUAUCCAUCCGUUGGCUGCUUGGCUCUCUCCUCUCCCCUCUCCCCUCUCCUCUCCUCUCUACUCGCAUCCAUUAACCAAAAUUCACCUCUUUUUUUUUGUUUUUCUGGGUUUCAAUUGACCGUUGAUAUUUCUGGACUCCCGUCAAAGUUCACAUCUUUCAAUUUCUAAAUUUCCCUCUUUUGGAAUUUGGACUUUUUUUGAUUUCCCCUAAAUUUCUCUGCUUUUUUUGUUCUACCCACAAGAAAAUCUUCAUCUGGGUAUUUUCCGAAAUGGGUAAAAAUCAAGCUUACAAAGCUAUGCAGAGAUCCAGGGUGGGGUCCAGUAAUUCUGCUCCAGAUGAGAUUGAAGAUGGCAUGAGUGGCAUGCUGCUCGUUUGGCUAACUUAAAAACUUCCCACACAGUCACAUGGGAAGAGUUCAAGAAGAAGCAAAAGGGAUAAUUUUCAAUAUCCACUUUUUAUGUCAGUAAAGAGAGGUAUCAUACGGUUUCACGGAUGGAAUAUUGUUCUUCAAUCAACUGGAGUGAAUGUUUGGGAGGAUGCACUAAUAAGGGGUGAACAAGAAGCUGACAAAGACAGAAUGAUGAGAGAAUACAGGGCUCAACUAGAUGCAGAAAGAGAAGGAAAGCUUUCUCAAGGAAGAAACCAUUCUAGUAGCAAGUCAAAAAGUAGAAAAGAUAAAGAUAAGAGCUCAAAGAGGCGCACCAGCAAAAAGAGAAAGCACUCACGGAGAAAAUCUUCAGAUUCUAGCUCCUCAAGUUCAUCUUCUGAAUCUUCAAGCAGCGAUGAUGAAGAGAGAGAGUCAAGAAGGUCAAAAUCUAGGUCUAAAAAAACAAGGAAGGAAAGAAAGCAUAGGUCUAGAAGCAAGCAUUCAAGUAGCGAUGACGAUACUGCUGGUCCAUUGCCACUUUCUAGGUUUUUUGGCAGCGUGAAGAGCUCGUGAACCAGAAUAGAAAAGUAAUUCCAACUUGUAGCAUUUUAGUUGUCAUUUAACAGGGAUUUACAUUUUGAAAUGUCUUCUUUCUGGUUUUUUUUUCUUUUUAUGAGAAUAUGUUUAAUAGCAUUCUGUAACUGUAUGUAUUUUAGAGAGCAGGGAAAUUCUUUUACAUUUCAAAUACCAUCCAUCUUCAAAUCUGUGGUUGGAUAUUAAAACAUACAUGAAAUUUACUCCCUGGAA